This is a messenger RNA of Bombina bombina (fire-bellied toad), 6066 nucleotides long. RefSeq names its product ERCC excision repair 6 like 2 (gene ERCC6L2). The record is from RefSeq and is a predicted model, not a curated record. Gene Ontology annotation, molecular function: ATP binding; ATP-dependent chromatin remodeler activity. Lineage: Eukaryota; Metazoa; Chordata; Amphibia; Anura; Bombinatoridae.
GCCAGCUUGCACCAUGUGAUUAUGUCACAGUGUUUACUUUUCCUGUUUUCCUGUUUUACUAUGUUCUUCUGGCGAAUCUCGAAUUUAGAACACUACAUGUGGAUUCAUUAGAAGCAUUAUUAGACUCUAAUUAUGGUGCUAGAUUUUAGUUGAUAAUCUUGUAUAAUGGAUUGGAGAAAUGAUGAUCAAGCUGAGUGGCAGGCUGGAGAGAAGUGCCUAGCACCUUAUUCUGAGAAUGAUGAGCUUUGUGAAGCAGUCGUGAAAUACAUUGAACAGAGUGAGACUGGUGUGUUUUAUGCAGUUGUUUCAUUUUCGGAUCUAAAAGAAAAGAAAAUAUCACUGUCACAGCUCUGUAAAGUCACUGACUGUGUUAUCCCUUGGAACACAUCUAUGUUUGAUGAUGAAGACCUGGAGAAACCCUUUUUUCCAGACAGGAGACCACUGGGACCAUCGGCUGAUUUUCCAUUAUCAGAUACUGGUGUUUCUAUCCCUUACACCAUUAAUAGAUAUUUACGUGACUAUCAAAGAGUUGGGGUCCAGUUCCUGUAUCAGCACUUUAUUCAGUCAUCAGGCUGUAUCCUUGGAGAUGACAUGGGACUUGGAAAGACAAUACAGGUUAUAUCAUUCCUAGCUGCUGUUUUACAUAAAAAGGGGACACGAGAGGAUAUUGAAAACAAUAUGCCUGAAUUUCUACUGAGAAAAAUGAAGAAAGAGCGCUCAUCAAUAGCUCCCAAAAAGAUGUUUCUGAUUGUGUCACCUCUCUCUGUUCUAUUCAACUGGAGGGAUGAGUUACAGGUGUGGGGAUAUUUUAAAGUUACCAUCAUACACGGAAGCAAAAAGGAUUUUGAACUUUCCCGAUUAAAACAGGGAAAAUAUGAAAUUGCUCUCACUACCUAUGAGACCCUUCGCUUGUGUCUAGAUGAACUUAACAGCAUAGACUGGUCAGCUGUGAUUGUAGAUGAAGUACAUAGAGUCAAAAAUCCAAAAACUAGAGUAACACAGGUUAUGAAGGAUUUACGAUGCCAAGUUCGUAUUGGACUUACAGGAACUAUACUGCAAAAUAAUAUGGAGGAGCUGUGGUGUGUUAUGGACUGGGCUGUACCAAGAUGUUUAGGAAGCAAAAAUAAAUUCAAAGAAGAAUAUUCAAAUCCAGUUGAAUAUGGGCAACGGCACAAUGCAACUAAGCGAGAGUUGGCUACAGGACGAAAAAUCAUGCAAAAGCUGGCAAGGAAUAUGUCUCAGUUCUUCCUUCGACGUACCAAGGCACUUAUAAGUAGCCAGUUACCGAAAAAGGAAGAUAGGAUUGUCUACUGUUCACUGUCAGAGUUCCAGAAAGCUGUUUACCAAACAGUGUUAGAAACUGAAGAUGUCAACAUGGUUCUUCAAAGUAGUGACCCUUGCAGUUGUAAUAGUGGGAAAAAACGAAGAAAAUGCUGCUACAGAGUAAAUAAACAUGGUGAAAAAGUGAAGGACCUGUAUUUCAGUUACCUAGCUAUCCUGCGGAAAGUAGCAAAUCAUGCUGCCCUUCUACAGUCCAACACCAGCACCAGCAAAAAGCAGAAAGCUCACAUCAAUCGUGUUUGCAGUGAAGUAUUUUCAAAGUUUCCAGAAUUUGUCCAGCAGAGCAAGGAUGCUGCAUUUGAAACUAUUUCUGAUCCAAAAUAUAGCGGAAAAAUGAAGGUCCUUCAACAGCUUCUAAAUCAUUGCAGAAAAAACAAGGAUAAGGUUCUUCUUUUCUCCUUCUCUACAAAGUUGCUGGAUGUUUUAGAGAGAUACUGUAUGGCAUCUGGGCUGGAUUAUCGAAGACUUGAUGGAGCCACUAAAGCAGAAGAAAGAGUUAAAAUUGUAAAGGAAUUUAACAGAUUACAAGAUGUAAACAUCUGCCUUGUUUCUACAAUGGCUGGUGGACUAGGGCUCAAUUUUGUUGGUGCUAAUGUUGUAGUUGUCUUUGAUCCUACGUGGAAUCCUGCUAAUGAUCUUCAAGCCAUUGACAGAGCCUACAGAAUAGGACAGUGCAGAGAUGUGAAAGUUUUUCGGCUAAUAUCUUUGGGCACUGUGGAAGAAAUGAUCUAUUUAAGACAACUUUACAAACAGCAACUUCACUGUGCGGUUGUUGGAGAUGAGAAUGCCAAGCGCUACUUUGAAGCUGUGCAAGGGUCAAAAGAGCAUAAAGGAGAAUUAUUUGGUAUCAAAAACCUGUUCAAACUGAGAACACAGGGAACCUGCUUGACCAGAGAGAUCUUAGAGCGGGAAGGUCAUGUGGAAGCUGGAGCUGUAAGUUCUGCCAUGUGUAUUGAUCAAAGGAGUUUAGCAAAUAAUACAGAAUUGGCUGCUGAUACUGACAAUGAUGAGAGCUCAGCUGAUGUAAAACAGAAACAAAAAUUUCCAAAAGAAACCUUUGAUUUUAGCAGUGAUAGUGAUGGAGAUGGAAACGGGAGCUCAAGGCUACUAUCCAACAAAUCUAAUGCAACUACAGACUCUCGAAAGCAACUGACAUUACAACAUUGUGGAUUUUCUAAAUUGCUGGAGAGGGAGCCUUCAGCUCAUAUCUCUAAAGAAGUGUUUAAAGAAGAAGUGAGUCAUGAUAAGGUUAAGAAGGCUCCACGACCAGUUAAUGAAAAGCAAAAAUUGGUUAUUUUAGAUUGGAACAUUUCAACUGACUCAGAAGAGGAAUCUGUCAAUAUGAGAAACUGUAAAUAUCCAACAUCAAAAGACAUUUCUAUUAUGGAGACAGAAAUCAGCUCAGAGGAUGGUGAAAACAUUGUAUAUUCAACGCAAAUACUAGACAGAUCUGCAGAGAGUUCAAGGCACAAGACAGAAUCAAAUCAUUCUGAAGAGUCAGAAUUGGAUGAUGAUGUACCUGCUAGAAAGAACAGACAAAAACAAUGUAACUCUAGUGACCUUAUUAGUGAUGAAUCAGAUGACAUUGAAAUACCAAAGAAAAAUCUGAGUGUUGAUCAUUUGAAACAAACUAAGGCCCUUGAAAAACAUUUACUUAAUACAAUAAGCGAUAUUGAUAAAAAUUCUCAGACUAUUGAUGCUUUUUCUUCAUCUGAUGAUGACAAUCUUCAAAGAAAAAAUAUUCAAAUUAAUAAGCAAGAUCGGAAAUACACAUCUGUGAAGGGUAGAAUCAAAAUAAGACCACAAUUGCAUAGGCCAAUAAAGAAAAAGUGUUCAGUUGCUGAGAGAAACCUUUUCAGAAAGCAAGAAGAGGAUAUGGAUAAUGAAAGAGGUGUCAAAAAUGGAGAGACUUAUGGUUCUUUGGAUAGAGUUUUAGAUGGAGUUAAGGAAGUUGCUUAUGUUCACUCAAAUCAAAAUGUUGUUGGUUCAAGCAAAGCAGAAAAUGACAUGAGUCGAUGGGCAGUACGUGAUGUUUUUGAAUUAAAUCAAUUCUCCCAGCUACCAGCUAAUAUUAUGGUCAAUAGAGCUAAGACAUUUAAACAUAAAAACCCAACAGAAGAUGCAGCAACAACAAGUUCCAACCUGUUACAGGAUCCUGUAACUCAGAAACAAAAGAAGGUUCAUCACACUAAUGAAAUAACUUAUCUGAUUGGAGAGACUCCAAAAGCAAUGCAAAGGAAGCAUUUUGAAGAAAUGGUUAAGCACUUUAAUAUGGAUUCAACUGAAGAAUUUGCUCGUUAUGUCUUAACUGCAAAGUCAGACGUUCGGCAGGAUAUGCUAAGAGAAUUCUAUAGCAGCCAGUAUUCCGAUGUUAAAGAUCUAUAUCCAGUGACUGUUCCAGUUCUAUUGCCAGUAAAGCAUGAAAGAGAAACAGCACUUAAAAAAGCAAAACACACGUCACCGGUGAAAAAAAGAAGAAAUAGAUAUUCUGAAAAAACAGAACAUAAAAAAUACUUAAACAUUAUACAGUCCCCAGAAACUGAUAGUAAUUAUUGUUGUAUAAAUAACAAUGUGAACAAGUGUGCAAAUUUAGCCAAGCAAGAGAAUGUCACUAAAAAUCAUCAAGAUCUUGUGAAAAGUAGUGUGAUAAAUACUGAAGAAUAUAAAGCUGUUAAUAUACAAAAACAAACAAUGGAACACCGGUUAUUUAAAGAGGAAAUCUCUACAACUAAAAAGCUGGCUAAAGAGACAGACUGUGUUACAGACUUGCUUGGAGAUACAUCUAUUCUUGAUGACCUGUUUAGUAGUCAGACGAAUCGUCAUAUAGAACAACCAGCGAGGCAUCAAUGUGAAGUACCAGUAACCAAGGUGAAACAUCGUUCUAAAGAUUUUUGGGAUAUUCUCAAUGAACAAAAUGAUGAUAGUCUCAGCCGGCUCACUGACUUGUCUGUAAUAGAAAAAGUGUGUGAAAGUACAGUAUUAUCAUCAUCAUCAUCAUCAUCAUCAUCAAAGGAGAAAGCCAAUUGGGAUAAUACGCUUUGGAUGAAGAAUGACAAAUUUUUAUGGCGAAAACAUUACCAAAAUCACGAUUAAAUGUAUACUGUACCAGUCAAAUCACCUGAUGUAUAAAUAUUCACUCUCAAAAUUAAUGACAAAUUACAGUUCUUUACAGUAUCAGACAUUUGUUGAUUAUGUUUUGAUAAGUGAACAGGUAUGUUAAAAAAAAUAAGAUCUUGAAUUCUACACUCUAGUAUUUUCACACUAACAAAUUCUUAAAAGACCAUUUUGGCAUCAAAUUAAUGGCAACCUUUACACAAUGAGCAGCUCCAAGAUCAGGGAAUAUAAAAAAACAAAAUUCUACCAUUUAGGAAUCAUAGUACAAAUUACAAUUUUUAGGUAUGAAAAUGGCAAAAGAAAGAUAUUGCUUAGAGAUCCCACACAAAAAAAUCAUAAUAUAUAAUUAAGUACUUAUGAAAUGUUGAGUUUUUUUUCUAAAUGGAUAGAUCCAUUAAUCUCUACUUUAUAUAAACAUUGUAUAAUAUUUGACUCUGGCAACAUAUAGGAAUGGUGAAAUCCAAAAUGCUGGCGGUAAAUUAUCCAAUUUGAUUGCCAUUAACCUGUGCUUUAAAUAGAGAUGGUAAUAAUCUGCUCACAAUUUAAAUUUGAAUUGAUAUGGAAACUCCCUCCACUAAUAAUUCAGCUGUAUCUCCAAAUACUAACCAAGUAAUGUCUUAGAAGCUGUUGGCAUUGCAUAUAUGCCUGUUUACAGUUCUGCUAACAGCAGCAGUAAUUAGCAUGAUCUUUACGGCUGAGUUACUGCCGUUUUUUUGCUAGCCAUAAUAUAUACUUCAUUUAUACCUCUCUAAUACUUGUGGCUGUGUAUUUAAUGUUCCUGCUGAAUAUUAUCUUUGUUAAAAUAAGGACCAUUCAUUCUCUGUAGAAUUAUAUAUAAACCAUUGGUUUGCAUUCUACUUCAAAAUUCCUUUUAUAUAUGUUUUUUUAAUUUAUUUUACUAUAUUGCGACCAUACUGUAUUAGUUUUCUGGUACUUAAGCUAUUUGAAAUAUGUUUACUAUGAUUUGAUUGAUGAUUUAAAGGGAUAUUCCAGUGCAAAUUGACAUGCUCUAGUUCACUAUAGCAUGUAAUUAUUGUAUUACUGACGUCCUGAAUGAGAGCUGCAAACCUUGUCAGACAGUCAGCAAAGCAGGAACAUCAGUCUCACCACCCGACCAGUUACUGUCUAUGUCCUGCUGAGCAGGAAUUUACAUAUACAUUAAACCCCUGUAGGGGGUUAAACGCAUUGUUAUCUAGGAUUAGUACUGUACAUUUAUAUAAUUUAAUUAGAACAUGUCAUUUUUUCAUUAGAAUAUCCAUUUAAUGUUUUUAAAUGUAUCACAUUGAUACAGUAUGGACAGUUAUUUAUUAUGUAUUUAGUUAAAAUUUUACCUGAUCUUAUGCCCACUGAUAUUAGACUCAUCGUUCAUUAUUUUGCAGUUAGUAAAAUCUAAAUUUAUAUAAGGUUUCUUUACUUGUAAUUAAUGUGUUUUUACUGUUCUUUCAUUUUAAGCUAACUGGAUUUUGUAUAAUAAUAAUAAGGAAUGCUGACAUUGUGCUGACAAAUAUUAUAUAUAUUUGGCACUAUUUGUGUUAGUUGUGUUAACCUUAGUUUUAUUUGUGAAUAGUAUGUUUGUAAAUAAACGUUUUUAUGAAUAAACUUUAAAGUGGG